This is a messenger RNA of Cyprinus carpio (common carp), 1423 nucleotides long. Its product is annotated as MRN complex-interacting protein. Gene Ontology annotation, biological process: mitotic G2 DNA damage checkpoint signaling. Gene Ontology annotation, molecular function: chromatin binding. Gene Ontology annotation, cellular component: nucleus. The record is from RefSeq and is a predicted model, not a curated record. Lineage: Eukaryota; Metazoa; Chordata; Actinopteri; Cypriniformes; Cyprinidae.
UGAUUCAUAGCUCCUCUAGAGGGCGCUGUGCGAAAGGAAGAACUAACGCAGAAGAAGAGGACUGUGGGCAGCGGCGGGAAACAAAUAUGAGUGAAAUAUAUUUACUUUUAUUCUCCGGACUGUAAAAAACUACCGAACAUGGCUCAAGAGUUUCACGUACUGAGAUGUUUUUCCUGUCAAACAUUUCAAGUACAGCAGGUGAAGAAGAGUAAGAAGUGGACGUGUAAAGUGUGCGGCGAGAAGCAGUCACUGAUGAAGGAGUUCGGUCGAGGCGCCGCAGCCGACUGCAGAAGGCACGUCCAGAAGCUGAAUGCUCUGCGAGGACAGAUGCUGGAGGUGAACAGUGAACAGCUGCUGUCACAGCGGGACCCAGAUGAAAACUAUGAAAACGAAGAUUUUCAUGAAAGUCUGGAUCACAAUCCUAAAUCAGAGGAAGUGGCUCAUGUCAGCCGCUGGAGUAAAUACACUGAUCAAACAGCUGAGGGUCCAAAUGGAUGUGAAGAUGAGGAAGAAGAUGAGAAUGUUUAUACAGAAAGACACAGAUUCAGAAGCCAAGGAACUAGGAAAAGGAAGAACAUCUCUAAGUCUUUUGGUGGCCGUGAUGGUAACUGUGAGGAUGAGGAGUCAUGGACUCGUUGUUCUGGGUUUAAGAGGCGGCCGGAUCAGGCACUGCAGCAUAACAGGAGGUUCAAUUCAUCAUGGAGUAAAGGAUAUGCUUCCAAAUAUUCCUCCUGUGGCAGGUCAGGUGAUAUGGAGCCGUGCACUAGCACACAUCUCCCAUCAUCCCGUCAGGCUGAUUGUUAUCCUACAGCCCGCUCCAGUUCCACAUACACAGCGGAGAACUCUGGUGAAAAUAAACAGCAGUGUAACUCUUCACAUAAGCUGCCAGCAGCUCAGUUAACCAAAGGCCUUCUCCUGCACAGCAACAGUCCUUCUGUUUCUUCUCAUCAGAAGUUUGGUGAAUCAAAGAUUGAGAAUAAGGACUCCAAAUGGGAUAAAUUCCUCACAGUUGUCCCUAAUCAGCAGGAUGAGGAAGAGUGUGACUAUGAAGCUCAAGAUUCCUCUAAUUACAGUGAUAACACAGCAGUGGCUCAUUUCACAGAAGCACUUACAGACAUGGGUGUGAAUUCUGAAGAGUGCGGAUAUCCACUGGAUGGAAAGAAAGACAGUGUUGCACUAGAGAGAAGUCAGAAGUCUGUUGGUGAUAUUUGUGUGGAUGGAAAUUUAUCCAGUUCAAACAUCAGUCGCAGCUCAGAGCCAGCCGGUCUUGAAAAAGCUGUCUGUAAACAGCCUACACUAUUUAAGAUGCCCUGUUCAAGCCUUUCCAUAAACUCCCUGUUCUUUACUGAUGAAGACUUUGAUGACACAUUUUGAGAAUAAGUUGCAUUCUAUUCAAAAAUUAAAUAUUUAUGAUGUUACCAUA